AACCUGGGCUUCUAUGCAUGUCCAUGCUUUUUUUGCUAUGGGAAUUAUGAUUGUGGCACUCGUGGGAUUUCUGGUUCGGACCUGGUGGGUCUAUCAGAUAUUCCUCUCCAUAGCAACUCUUCCCUUUGUCUUGUGCUGCUGGAUGCUCCCAGAAACACCUUUUUGGCUCCUGUCAGAAGAAAGAUAUGAAGAUGCACAAAAAGUGAUUGAUACAAUGGCAAGAUGGAAUAAAGUAAACACUCCCUGCAAAGUUUCUGAACUGUGCUCAGUCCAACAAGAUGAUCCAGUCAGUGGCAGAACGAGUGAAAAUGACAUGUCCUCAACAAAGAAGCACAACAUCUUAGACCUGUUCUGUAACUGGCAAAUUGCAAGAAGGACCAUCACAGUCUGGCUGAUCUGGUUCACUGGGAGCUUAGGGUACUACGUCUUCUCCCUCAGUUCUGUCAGUCUAGGAGGCAACGAGUAUUUAAAUCUCUUUCUCAUAGGACUUCAGUAUAUUAAUUAUUUUAGCAAAUAUGGCUGGAAAAUUUUCCAUAGGUGUGGCAUUUGGCCUUAUAUAUCUCUACACAGCAGAACUGUACCCAACAAUUGUAAGAUCACUUGCUGUUGGAAGUGGAAGCAUGAUGUGCCGUGUAGGAAGUGUGGUUGCUCCUUUCUGUGUAUAUCUGAGAAGUGUUUGGAUUUUCAUGCCACUUGGCAGCUGAAAAAGAAGGACUGUGCUUGUCCAUGGACUGCUGGGAGGCUCGCUAGGUGCGCUGAGAACCACACGCUAUUUCCACAGCUACCAGUGCUGAGUGAGAAGGUAUGUUUCUUUUUCCUCUGCCUCUGUAUCCUGGAGAUGGCAGCACCCAAGGUCGCAGUGGUCGGCGCAGGAGUCAUCGGCCUGUCCACAGCACUGUGCAUUGUGGAGGCUUGUCCCAGCUGCUCUGUGACAGUCCUUUCAGACCAGUUCAGCCCCAACACAACGAGUGAUGCUGCUGCUGGGAUGCUCAUUCCUCACACGUACCCAGGCACACCGAUUCACGUGCAGAAGCAGUGGUUCAAAGAGACUUUCGCUUACCUUUUUGCCAUCAGCAACUCAGCCGAGGCGUCAGAGGCUGGCAUUCACCUAGUCUCUGGGUGGCAGAUCUUUAAAAGCACUCCCAAGGAAGAGUUACCUUUCUGGUCAGAUGCAGUCCUGGGUUUUCGACCAAUGUCCAAAGCAGAACUCCAGAAGUUCCCACAGUACCAAUUUGGUCAAGCCUUUACGACACUGAGAUGUGACUGUCCACCAUACCUGCUGUGGCUGGAGAAAAGGUUGAAAGCAGCUGGCGUCCAGACGUACAACAGAAAAGUUUCAGACUUGUGGGAGCUGCACAGUGAAUAUGACAUCGUUGUCAACUGCACAGGCAUUGGAGCCCACCAGCUAGUGGGGGACAAGAAACUCUUCCCUGUCAGGGGACAAGUACUCAAGGUUUAUGCUCCUUGGGUGAAAAACUUCAUCCGGGACGGGGAUGGCUUAACUUACAUCUACCCAGGGAUACACAGGGUAACCCUGGGGGGAACCAGGGAAAAGGAGAGCUGGAGUCUCUCCCCUAACCCUGGCACUACCAAAGACAUCUUUGACAGAUGCUGCUCCCUUGAGCCCUCACUGCGGGAAGCUCAGGAUAUCAAGGUGAAGGUGGGCCUGAGGCCAUCCAGGCAGUGCGUGAGACUGCAGAGGGAGGUUUUGAGCCAAGGAGGAGUUAAGCUCCCAGUGGUCCACAACUAUGGGCAUGGGGCAGGUGGCUUUUCGGUGCACAGGGGCACAGCCAAAGAGGCUGCUCGCCUGGUGGGAGAGUGCAUUGCUGCCCUGCGAGGCUCUUCAUCAGGGGCCAAGCUUUGAAUCUCAGAGGUUCCUUUUCCAUUUACAGCAGGCUAGUGUUGCAUCUCCUAGUAGCAGCUUGGACUUUUACUCUAUUACAGAAUAAAAGGAAAGAAACUAAGUCAACAACUUGUGUCAUUGCAGAUAUUCAGUGGUAUCUUACCUGGCUUCCAGCUGCUACCUUGGAAGGGCAUGGUGGUUUGCUCCAAGUAUUGGUCUAGCUGUUUGUCUCCUCUGUGUGGCAUUGUUGCUGCCCUGGGCCUUUGUCCUAGCCUCAUGUUAAGAAGAAGACGAGAUACAUAAAUACUCUCCACAUAACAGGGAUCACAUUGCUGCAGUAUAAUACAAAUAACAUCAAUUUAGCAUUUUUGCAUCUAAAUGGUGUCAGAUGCACUAGGUUCAGAUUCAGUAAAAAUCAGUCCUCUCCUCUUGUGCCAAAUCUAAUCUAGUAUUGCCCUUGCUCCUGCCAUUCCUAACAAAUUUUAUCAUUGACUAUAUAAUAUACAAGGAAAAGAAAACCCCACACAGUGCUGCAUUGCAGGGAUCCAGGUCAGCUCUUACAAUGUUAGGUCAUUGUCUGCCACAGUGAUUUUAAGAUCAGGUCUGUGAUACUGAUCACUGCAUUUGCUCAUAUUACACCUCAGAGAACUUAGUUUCUGCUAACAUUGCCCCAUAUGAACUACGGCUUUGUGCAUCUUUUCUCACACGUGUUUGCAAGUCUGUUUUUUUCCUCCAAGUCUCUCAGAUUUUGCUUUCACAGAUGAUUUCCCCCCCACCCUGCAUAGCAACAUUGACAUGGCCUGUGUUCCACAGAACAGGAUUUUUCAGAGUGGGCUUGGGAAUGAAAGCAUCUAUUUUCUACUUCACAUCAACACUGUCUGCAUUCCUUGCAACAGCUGAUAUGAAUAAAUUGGAGACAAACCAACAAGGAUUCUAACACCAGGAUCAGUUUCAUAAAAGAGAAGAGCCAUUUAAGACUAGAUAAACACUGUAAAGACAAAUUUGUCUGUAAUGGGAUGUGAGCAAGCUCCUCUUCUGUAAGAAAGCUGAGUCACCAGAGCCCAGACCAUCUCACUCCAUGGCAAAGGCCGAGCUGGGCUUUACACUGCCCUCGGCAAUUCAAGCUCUUUGAUGUGGCUGAAGAUAAUCACUCCCCAAAACUGGAUCUUACUAUCAAAGUACAAGUCUGAUUGUUAGUGAUUAAACUACUCAUUAGAUCUUAAAUGUCUCAUUUAAGAGUAUCAUCCACUUUUGUCUAUUUUUUUGUCCUUAGAGUUACAAAACUAUUCAAAAUCCUUCAAGAAUUUACAUGAUUAAAAUGGACUGUAUUAUAAAUAAAGUUCUAAUAAUGGAGCACAGGUCA
Molecule: messenger RNA, 3206 nt
Organism: Neopelma chrysocephalum (saffron-crested tyrant-manakin)
Lineage: Eukaryota; Metazoa; Chordata; Aves; Passeriformes; Pipridae
Product: D-aspartate oxidase-like
Exons: 8
Coding region: 14-1864 (616 amino acids)
Biological process (GO): transmembrane transport
Cellular component (GO): membrane
Molecular function (GO): D-amino-acid oxidase activity; transmembrane transporter activity; FAD binding
Source: RefSeq, a predicted model, not a curated record